ACUCUCUCUCUCUCUCUCUCUCAUAUGCAGGAAAACCAGCUGAUCCGUCAACUACCUAAAUUGACAAGUGUCAAGCAAUUAAAAUUGAGAGUUAAAGGAUCUGGAGAUGCGAGUCUACUACCAUUGACUCUCGUGGUCGAGGCAUGUCCCUGCUUGCGAAGUUUUGUGUUUGAGCUCACGUUCCCAUCAAACAUGCUAUGCAGGCCGAGAAAACUGGAAAGAGUCAUCAGAACUCCCCAUCGGUACCUGAAGGAGGUUGAAUUUUGCAAUUAUUAUGGUCGACCGUGUGAUCACGAACUAGUGAAUUACCUUAUCGAGAAUGCCGUUGCUCUGGAGAAGUUAGUGGUGAGUCCCUGUGACGAAGCUUAUUUCUCGGAUGGGAGGAAAAGAGUGAAGGAACCUAGAGAACGUGCUCUGCAACAGCUCAAGGGAAAGUUACCUUAUAGAAUCGAGCUGGUGAUUAAUUAACGAAACCCGAGCAUCAUUAGCGCGGCAUCCACAGAGCUGUUAUGAUGGAUGGCUUUGAUUCCGUAGCAAAUUCCUCUUCCCCUCUUUAAAGUUAAUUUUUUCGACUAUAUAUGUUCGUUUAUUAAUUAUUUGUUGCUCCUGA
Messenger RNA from Syzygium oleosum, 610 nucleotides. RefSeq lists its product as uncharacterized. The transcript is spliced from 2 exons. The coding region runs from base 25 to 468 and encodes 147 amino acids. The record is from RefSeq and is a predicted model, not a curated record. Lineage: Eukaryota; Viridiplantae; Streptophyta; Magnoliopsida; Myrtales; Myrtaceae.